Messenger RNA from Symbiodinium pilosum, 852 nucleotides. The record is from the annotation of a GenBank genome assembly. Lineage: Eukaryota; Dinophyceae; Suessiales; Symbiodiniaceae.
AUGCCUCGAGUUGGGACUGCCAAGUUUCAGAUUGAGAAGGUCCAUGUGGAAGGCUGUCGCUUUUUAGAGGUACGGCUGAACGAAGACGAACUUCGCGCUUUGCAGCAGUACCUAGCGGCUUUAGGCGUUUCUGGAGAAGUAGAACUUGAGCGCUGUCCAAGCGACGAAGAAGAUCAAGGCCACAUGCCCCCGGUUGCAACUUCAAAGCUUCCGAAGGCUCCAAGUAUGAAGCGGCCACUUCUUCAAGAGGAGAUCAGUUCCCACCCCAAGAUCGGCAGACUGGCCAGUCCAUCUCGAUCUGCUGCAACGUCCCCAGCGACGACACCAACACCAACCAGCAGGAGCUCCACACCAGAGAGGGAACCCAAAUCACAAAUCGAGCUGCAGGAGCUGAAGGCCAAGAAGCAGCUACAACAGAUGAUUGAUGAACUCGAGGAGGAGAACCUCACCAAAUUGAUUGAGCUUUCUGACCCUGACAAAGAUGAGGAGACUGGCGAAUACAUCCUGGGCUAUGACCAGUUGAGUCCCGACAAGAGGGACACCUUCCGCAGACAUGUUGAGCAGCUUCUGAGAGAGCAACAGGCUGAGAAAGCACAAGCGGCAAAAAUAAACGGUGCCGAACCUCCGCAGGAGGGGACGGUAGAGGCGCAGGUCCUUUUCGAGAAGGAAUGCUGUCCAAAGAUGCCACCGCAAGUGAUGGACCAGGAUGAGAAGGAGCCUCUGAAGGAGGGGACGGUAGAGGCACAGGUCCUUUUCGAGAAGGAAUGCUGUCCAAAGAUGCCUCCGCAAGUGAUGGACCAGGAUGAGAAAGAAGUGCAAGAGAUGCUCCGGGAAUUCGAGUCCUGGAUUUAG